Messenger RNA from Erythranthe guttata (spotted monkey flower), 600 nucleotides. Lineage: Eukaryota; Viridiplantae; Streptophyta; Magnoliopsida; Lamiales; Phrymaceae. The record is from RefSeq and is a predicted model, not a curated record.
AUGUGUAUUCAAGAAGAAGUGCGAUUAAAGCAGGAAGGAAAUCACUUUGCACUGGCUGUAACUCAUGGAACUAUGAAGAAAAAAAUGAAAUUUAUGAAGAGUGGAAAGAAAUUUGCACCAAACAAAAGAUAUGAACCAGAUGAAAGUAGUCAGGGUCAUGGAAAGGAUUUUGUUGUCACCUAUUACUUUAGUAACAAAAAGGGACACGUAAAGAAGGACUGUGAGAAAUGUAAGGCUGGGUCCGAAAAGAAAGGCAUUCAUCUUUCUUUUGUACGUUAUGAAUCAAAUCUUAUUGAAGUUUCUUCUUACACUUGGUGGUUUGACUCUGGUGCUACAACUCAUAUCACAAAUUCAUUACAGGGAUUCCUUACAACUCAAAAACCGGAGGAAAGUGAAAAGUACAUCUGUAUGGGGAACCGUGUCAAAUCUAAAGUGGCGUUUGUUGGCACUUAUCGCCUCAUAUUAGAGACGGGCCAUAAGAUGGAUAUUGAAAACACUUUUUAUGUACCUUCAUUUUCUAGGAAUUUAGUUUCUUUGUCAAAACUGGAUGUUUGUGGUUAUUCAUCUUUAAUUGACUGUGGAAAACGCAGGAUAUCUUGA